CAUCGCGUUGCACGUUGUAUGAGGAGAAAUGCGCGUCUGAUUUUUAACUCCUGCCUGCGUGUUGGUUUUUUUUUUCUUUUUUUUGGGGGGGGUCCCAGUAAAGAGCCCGGGUUGUGUGGGGGGGGCUGCCUUCCUCACACCCCACAGCGCGGGCUGCGGCUCCGAGAAAACCAUUGGUCGCAGGCAGCCCGGGCGCGUUACGGGCACGCGGCGACGGAGGCUGUAACGCUCGGGGCUGCGCGGCGCUGCGGGAGCGGAGCCCUCCGGCCGCACGGGGGCGCCGUCCCCGCGCCGUUCCCACGCCGUCCCCGCGCGGCCAUGGCGGACGGCCCGGCCCCGAAGCGGCGGCGGGAGGAGGAGGAGGCGGCGGCCGAGGCGGCGCCGGGCGGCUCCCCGUUCCCGUUGGGCUCCGUGCGGCUGCGGCGGCUGCUGCGGGACUCGGCGCGCGAGAAGGCGGCCUUCGUGCACGGCCAGGUGUCCGGGCCGGCGGGGGAGGAGACGGACGCCGUGCUGAUCCUGGAGAAAACCCCGUUCCGGGAGGAGGAGAUCGAGGAGCUGCUGAGGAGGCACGGCAAGCUGGAGCUGCAGACGCGCAACGACAUUUACAGCACGUACCGCCUCCGCCCGCCCCCCGAGCUGAGCGAGAUAAAAGCCACAGUGGUGUACCCUGCCACAGAGAAACACCUUCAGAAGUAUCUUCGUCAGGAAGUGCACCUCGUCCGUGAAACCUGGGAGGACUACAGGAACAUAACACUGCCCUUCAUCCAGUCCCAGAGCUUCAGCAUCCAGUGGGUGUAUAAUAUCCUGGAGAAGAAAGCUGAGGCUGAUCGAAUCAUCCAUGAAAACCCAGACCCUUGCAAUGGCUUUGUUCUAGUUCCAGAUUUUAAGUGGAAUCAAAACCAGCUCGAAGACCUCUACCUGAUAGCCCUCAUUCACCGCCGCGAUGUGAAGUCUCUCCGGGACCUCACAGCAGAGCACCUCCCUUUGCUGAGGAACGUCCUGCAGGAAGGCAAGGAAGCCAUAGCAAAACGCUUUGGUGUGCCCGGAUCGCAGCUCCGCAUCUACCUGCACUACCAGCCCUCCUACUACCACCUGCACGUGCAUUUCACUGCCCUGGGCUACGAUGCGCCGGGCAGCUCUGCUGAGAGAGCCCAUCUGCUGGAGGACGUCAUUGACAACCUGCUGCUGGAUGCUGAGUACUACCAGAAGCGGGCGCUGACCUUCGCCCUGCGGGCUGAUGAACCCCUGCUGAAGAAAUUCCGGGAGGCAGGAAGAGUGUGAGCUGGCAGAGCCAGACGUGGAGCUGCUUUUUUAUCUUUUUAUCCCGAUAAAUCUGUGGGUUUUGGUGAUGGGGGUUUUUUUGGGUUUUUUUUUUUUAGAGUUUUGUCGCUUUUUGUUUUUUUUAUACUCGGGUUUUGUACGAAAUUGGGGCUGUCAGCCCAUUGCUAUGGAAACUGCUCCUUCUGCUUAAGUCAAUUAAAACCUUGAUGGGGUAACCUUGGUGGUGUGUUGGUUUUUUUAAGCAGACAGAGCAGCAGCCUGGGCUCCUCUGAGGGACUGCGACAGGAGGACCUGUGCCCAUCCACCUUCACCCAGUUAUCCGUGCCAUGGUGUUCUCCAGAGCCCUGGAAGUGGUGGCAUGAGAACGAGGUCUGCCCACACGGCCCUCUGCUUCCUCACCAAGGGACAAAACCUCUGAAAACUGCAUGAGUUCUCACUGCCAGCGAGGGCUCUGGUUUCUGGUCAGUCGGUAACCAGGGGUGUAAUUGCAGGCAUCAAAUUGCUGCCCAUCCUGCUGUGUGCUCCUUUCAGCACGCUGGGGUAGGAGCUUUCCCUUGGCUUUCCUUUUCGUUUUUCUUUUUGCUGACUCCUUUGCUCUGGGGGCAAAAAA
Molecule: messenger RNA, 1891 nt
Organism: Phasianus colchicus (ring-necked pheasant)
Lineage: Eukaryota; Metazoa; Chordata; Aves; Galliformes; Phasianidae
Gene: DCPS
Product: decapping enzyme, scavenger
Biological process (GO): deadenylation-dependent decapping of nuclear-transcribed mRNA
Cellular component (GO): P-body; nucleus
Molecular function (GO): RNA 7-methylguanosine cap binding; hydrolase activity
Source: RefSeq, a predicted model, not a curated record